AUGGGAUUCAAGUCAUCAUCAAACAAUAAUUGUAAACACAUUGUUGAUGGCAUUAAAGAUGACAGGGAUAGAUUUGGUAAUCCGCAAAUCGACAAAUUCAUAAAGGAUACACAAGAUCGUAAUGAAAAAGACAAGACAAAAUUGCAAAUUGACUGGAUCCCUUUUAAAGAAUUUAAGAAUAUCAAGGAAUUAAAAAAAGGCGGUGAAGGUGUAAUUUAUACUGCAGAGUGGAUAAAAGGUCCAGGUCCUACAAAAACAGUUGCUUUAAAAUGUCUUCAUAACUCACAAAAUAAUAUAUCUAAAUUACUUGAUGAGAUUGAGCUUCAAGUAAAGCUUUAUUACACAAAUACACCACUAUGUUACGGAAUCAGUAAAGAUGCUGCAAAUAAUUAUCUGAUAGUGAUGCAAUACGCAACCGAUGGCAAUCUACAUGAUUAUCUUCAAGAUAACUUUGGUGAAUUAGAUUGGGAAAAAAAAUUACGCAUUAUUUAUGACAAUGAGGCUACCAUAGAUAUUAUAACCGAAAUAAUGAAGGGCGGGAGGCCAUAUAUACCAACAUCAUCAUCAUCAAAAGAAAAGUAUAAUAUACCAAAAGUAAUUGCUGAUUGUAUAAAAAAAUGUUGGGAUGAAGAUAAGGACAAACGACCUGAUAUCGUAACACUUAAUAAUUUCUUUAAAGAUUUAUUGAUUAUUAAUAAAGAUUAUAAAAAAUGGAAACCGUAUCGGGAGAAAGAUGAUGGAGAUGACGAUGAUGUCGAAAGUUGUUGUAAUAGCUGUCGUGAAAUUAAUAUCACUGAUUAUGUCACUACUCAAUGGGAUUUAACAAUUCCUGAAAGAGUGCCUUAG
Entrophospora candida is the source of this 846-nucleotide messenger RNA. Lineage: Eukaryota; Fungi; Glomeromycota; Glomeromycetes; Entrophosporales; Entrophosporaceae. The record is from the annotation of a GenBank genome assembly.